CGCAUGUGCGAACGUUUAUACGGCAGAAUAACAUCGUCAGCGGUCAGCCAUUGUCGUCGGAGAUGUGUGAAGGAUUUUUAAUAUAACGUGAUUGCGUCGGAGAGGUGAAGGGAAAAUCACUCGCGUACUCUAGUCGUAUAAAUUGCAUCAGGAUGCAUACGAUGAUACCGGAGUUGGGCGCGGGUGUCCCGGCUUUUCUCGCGAAACUCUGGAAAUUGGUCGAGGAUCCGCAAACCGACGACCUUAUCUGUUGGUCACCCAAUGGCAAGAGUUUUUUUAUUAAAAAUCAAGCGCAAUUUGCAAGGGAAUUAUUACCACAUUAUUAUAAACAUAACAACAUGGCUAGUUUUGUCCGGCAGCUAAAUAUGUAUGGGUUUCACAAAAAGGUGUCCGUAGAACUGGGUGGUCUAAAGUGCGACAAAGAUGAAAUGGAAUUCGCACAUCAGUUCUUCGUCAAAGGUCAACCAUACUUGCUUGAGUAUAUAAAAAGAAAAAUUGCAUCUAGCAAGACUCAAGAUCCGGCGCAUGCUCCUAUUAAACCAGAACUAAUGACCAGGGUGUUAGCGGAAGUAAGACAUAUGAGGGGCCGACAGGAUACUUUGGACACCAGGCUGAGUACGAUGAAGCACGAAAACGAGGCGUUAUGGAGGGAAUUAGCAUUGCUAAGACAGAAACACAUGAAGCAACAGCAAAUCGUUAACAAACUCAUUCAUUUCCUCGUUGCUUUCGUGCAACCAUCGAGGACAGGUGGUUUGUCUGUCAAGAGGAGGUAUCCACUAAUGAUUGACGAUUCGAGUCUGUCGCGCAAACGGAGCAAAUUGUCAAAGCCACAAGCGUCUCCUACAGGACCGGUGAUUCACGAACUCGACGCAUCAGAACCUGAUUUGGAUUCAGAAUAUAUUGUUGCUGAGAUGCUGGAAAAUGAAACUCCGUCUAUCCACAGUCCACAGGAACAUAUUGAAGAAUUGAUAGACGAUGACAAUAUAGAAACAGUUGAGCCAGCUUACUCCGUAAAUUCAAAAGACGAGAUGGUCACUCGACACGAGAUUGAUGCGAAGAAGAAACGUGUUAGCAAGGGCAAGAAGAGGAGGAAAAGCAAGGUGCCUGUCAAACUUUUAAUUCCACCAUUGGAAAAUGGAGAUAAACCAAGGGAGGAACUGUAUUUGCUUGAAAUGCCCGCGGAAAAACCGUCCGCGAUCAAAUCUCUGUCGAACAAGUCAGUUAGCUCGACGAAAUCAAUACCAAUGGCAACUAUGCGUAGUUCUAAGCUCGCAGCGAUGGCAGCGAAUAUCAAUAAAUCUCCAGAUGCCGAGGAAGUUUCACUCGAAGAUGAUACGGAGACUUCGGACAAUGAUGCGGAGGUUUCGCCCGCUCUUCUAAAGCUGGAAGACAUCCUAAUUGUUCCGGAAAUAAUCGACCACAACAGUGUACAAAAUGAUAAGAAUAGAACGAGCAAGGACACGGUAAAUAAGGAACUUCGUCAAACGGCUGGUGGCAAAAGUAUUUGGAUGACAAACAAAGAUGAAGAACGCAACGAGGCUGCAACGUCGAAAUUGAAGCAUGGGCAACAAGAUGCCAGUGGGGCGAGCACGAGUUCGUCGAAAGAUUUAUCUUUGACCUGUGUCACUCCCUCUGGCUUAUGUGAAACUAAUUACAGGUCAGAAUCGACGGAGCGUAUGGAUAAUCAUUUGGAAACGAUGCAAAAUGAUCUGGACAAUCUACGUGAUAUUUUACAAGGUGAAGGUUAUAAUCUUGAUGCUAACACCCUUCUUGGAGUAAGUAUAAUGAAUGGAUUAUUCGGUGCAGAUGAUCCUAUGACAUUUGAAUUACCUGUUAAUCCAGAAUUAAAUCCCAAUUGUGAAGAUGAUAAUGAUCAUACAGGCUCUGUCAACCGACAUCCGGCGGGUGGUGAACUUAUGGCAUAUAAUCCUGCAUCUACCCUACUAGAUUUUGACGAUGACAUCUUCUUGGGUAAUGCAUCGUCUUCGCUAUCGACACCUACACCGGAUUUAUCCGGAGUGAACAAUCUUUGCACUGUAGAUUCUUCAGAUCCCUUAGGGUUGGGGGAUAGUAAAGCUUCACUUCUCGAGUCUCUAGUAACAAAUAGUACCAAUCCAAAAUCGUAAACACUGUUAUCAGCGCCUUUUUGAUGGGAACCACUCCAGGAUUCUUAAUUACCUAAACAAAAUGCUAAUACGAAGGGUAGAAUAAAGCGCGCUGCUACUAACUCUGCGUCGUUUACUCUCAUAUUCAAAGUAAAAAUAGUACUCGCUGCGAUAAUUAAAAUUACCUAAUUCGCGAAAACGAGACAUGGCAUAAUGAUGAAAUUAGAGAUCUAACGGAGUAAUUUUAAUAUUAAAAAUAAUGAACGCGCGCUAUUCAAGACUCUGCGAAUUAGUGAGUAUAAAAUUUUGAUGCAAAAAAAUAUUCACACAUAUAUAUAUACACACACACAACACACUCACACGUUUGUUUGUACAUAAUUAGAAAUAAUUUUCUUUUUGGAAAUACGUUGUUUUGUAAAAAAAAAGGAGUAAAACAUAGAAUAUAAAAGAUGAUAACAUCUUUUCGCAUAAUGUGUGGAGUAACUCGGAUAUACAAAAGUUUGGCAGAUCUGGCACACAUACUUUGGAAAGAGAAAAAAAUUCGUCUUCACUUAAAUAUAUUUUUUUUAUUCCUUUAUAACUGUUAAUUAUCUUCCUGUGGUACAAGGUAAAACGUAAAAAGGUGAUAGUGCAAGCUAAGAUUUCAGUGUUUCAUACGCAAAGUAUAAUGCUUUCAAGUCGUUAAGCAACAUCGAAUUCUCAUGUAAUUAAUAAUGAGAUUCGAAGCGUCUCUUUCACUGUGCAGAAUUUUCUUAUCUCGCAGCUUGAAGCACCUUGAUCAAUAUGUCUAUAAUACGCAAUAUAUAUAUAUAUAUAUAUAUAAGAUACGAAAUUAUAUAUACUAUCCAGUAAAUGUGAAAAAAAUGUUCUACUACACGCUAUUUUAAACAAGAAAUAUUGUUUUGCUUAUCGAAUCUGUGCAUCAUCAAACAUCCUACACAUUUAAUUCCAUUAGAGAAAUAACUGCAGAUUAAAACACUGAAAUCUUAUUCUUGAACCUCUAUUAAUAAGCUAAAGAAUUGCGUUCUUACAUUGGGAUGCACCAACCUACCCGAUGCUCCAAGUUACUUGGCUGUUUACCUUCGCCUAACGUUUAUUCGUGUAUCUGCAGUGGAUCGAUUAAGAGCUCGAAUUAAGCAUUAAGCUCGAAUACACGGGAAAACUAUAACUACAUAUUACUGUAUUUUCAUCACGUUAACGCGCGUGUGCGUUUUAAUUUGAUUUAGAAAUAAGUAGAUAGAGAUUUUAUAUUCACCGGAAGGGCAAAGUUUAGGCGUAUUAUUUUUGAAACUAGUGAAAGGAGUUGUGUAAUUUCUAUAUUUAGUAAAGUGUCAUGUACAUUUUUCCGUUUACGAAGGCUUAAAUUUUAUUAUUUGGAGCUUUAAGUUUCGAAUGUUGUGAGCAUAAUGUUUUAAGGGUAUGUACAUUUAUUUUUAACGGACUAUUAAUUAUUAAUAUGUGCGGAGGAUUAAUUAUGUCAAAGUAAUCAAUCAUUGUUGGCCAUUCGUGCAUUUUUCUUUAUGUGAAAUCGAACAGUACCUACUAAUCGUUUACAUCAAUAUCAAAUUUACUGAUAAGAAAUAUUAACGGUCGAGUGUUCUCACUCAAAGAAAUGAUGUAUAUGUCGUAGUUGAUACUGCCCUGUCACCGUGAGAUCAAAAGAUGUUCAUAGUUUAUUUGAGGAUAUAAGGCGCAGCGGUUGAAAGCAAGAUGAAAUUAUCCAGUAUCGAAUUUGGUGAUAAUAGAUUAGUUUAUUGAUCGCACCUGAUACAAUAAAGAAAACGAUAUAGUUCUGUUUUAGAGAUAACUGGGGGCCAGUUGGGGAGAACGAUUAUUUAUUAGCGGACAGAAACAACUUUUUAUCACGUUAAUAAUUCUCGAUAUUUCAUGAAUCCGUAAAUCAGUAUGGCCGUCGUUUAUUUAGUUGAAGCGGAUGUAGUACGUUGAACUACUUGAAAGAUUAAUUAAUCAACGUUACGAGAGAAAGUUCUAUGUGCAGAAUUUAUAAUAUGUAAGGCUCGCACGUAUAUUAGUUUUCAUGAUUGGUAUAUAUCUGUUAGCAAUGAUUCUUUGUAAUUAAGUUCGUGAUAAAUGUAGCUCCAAGUCACUAACGGAAUAAAGAUACUUUUACUACCA
This is a messenger RNA of Ooceraea biroi (clonal raider ant), 4241 nucleotides long. RefSeq names its product heat shock factor protein. Gene Ontology annotation, biological process: regulation of DNA-templated transcription. The record is from RefSeq and is a predicted model, not a curated record. Lineage: Eukaryota; Metazoa; Arthropoda; Insecta; Hymenoptera; Formicidae. Gene Ontology annotation, molecular function: sequence-specific DNA binding; DNA-binding transcription factor activity.